This is a messenger RNA of Globicephala melas (long-finned pilot whale), 1323 nucleotides long. RefSeq names its product spermatogenesis associated 32 (gene SPATA32). Lineage: Eukaryota; Metazoa; Chordata; Mammalia; Artiodactyla; Delphinidae. Gene Ontology annotation, molecular function: actin binding. Gene Ontology annotation, biological process: spermatogenesis. The record is from RefSeq and is a predicted model, not a curated record. Gene Ontology annotation, cellular component: perinuclear region of cytoplasm.
AUGCCCCCCAACCGCCAAGCCCACCCACUCGCCGGGAUCCCCGCCACCAAGGAGCGCACUGGAGGCGGAGGCGUUAGCAGCCACCAGCCCGCUCCCCGCCUCUCAGACAGAGCCUCGGUCAGCAUGGGGGUGACAGGUGCCAACGGAUUUCCCUGCUGUGACAAGGAGUCGGUGGACAUUGUGGAUACACAGGGUGGCAUAAACCAAAACCAGUUCCAGUCAGUACAAGAGGAAGAUGACAUGGAGCUGGAGAAAGAAUUGCUAGAGCUGGAGUCCCUAGACAAAGAGGUCCCGCGCCUAGACCCAGAACUGGAGCCGGAACGGAAGCCCAAGCCUUUCCCGCAGCCAGAGAUGCGCCCGGUUGUCAUGCUCCAGCCCGAGGCCAAGCUGGACACAGAGCCCAAGAUGAAGGUGGUUAACUUGGAACCCUUCAGUGAAGACCCUGAGCCGCAGGGGUAUAAGACAGAGUCACUCCACCCCUACAUGGAGGGGCUAAUGCAGCAGGACAUCAGCCAAUGGAGUAUGAGGUCAAUCUCCAGCUACCCGAGUACCACAGAGGAGGACCCGCUAUCCACCGACCACCGCUCCAUCUGUGUGCAGACCUCCAAACACUUCUUCUGGGCAGACAAGUUCGUCCAGGCCUCAGAACACAGCCUGCAACAGGCGAUCAGCAUGCAGCCCAUCAAGGAGAGCACAAAAGAGACCGCCUGCCACCCAGACCAGCCGUCGGCCCCCAAGGACACUGUGUGCUCCGAGAAGCAGAGCCAGGCCCCCAGUGCCCAGCCAGCUCUUCCAGACGAAGUCUCCCAGCAGCCUCCAAGCCCCCAGCCGUCCGCCUCCACACAAACCAUCGGCCUGGCAGAGCUGAUCGACUUCGCAUCUUCCCUGGCCAUGGCCUCCUCCAGCAGGAUGGACUUGCCCAAUUUGGGGCAUGUGAUCAAAGCCCCACUCCAGAUGGACAUGACGCUUUCCACAGAGCCCACUGUGGAUCACACUGCCCAGCCCACUGUGGACGAGCCAGAGCAGGAAAACCUCCCUCAGGAUGCGCUGGAGAAGCCACCAGAGGAACCACGAGAAACCAGGGAGCCGCACGAUGCUUCGAAGCAGGAAGACAAGCACUUCCCUCACCCUUACCUUGAUUUCAGCAAGCUAGGGUUCAAGAAGGCCACCAUUGAAGGGGAGGUGAAGUUUCUCCAGCCCCCAAACAUGUCCCCUCAGCCGCAAGGAGCCGGGAAAGAUUCGGGAGGGGGUCCAUUAUUGCUGAAAAUCCAUUUUAAGCUGUCGUCCCCCACUUCCCCAGAGAAGACUAGACAAAACCAGUAA